Molecule: messenger RNA, 5063 nt
Organism: Melozone crissalis (California towhee)
Lineage: Eukaryota; Metazoa; Chordata; Aves; Passeriformes; Passerellidae
Product: vascular endothelial growth factor receptor kdr-like
Exons: 30
Coding region: 562-4494 (1310 amino acids)
Biological process (GO): protein phosphorylation; multicellular organism development; vascular endothelial growth factor receptor signaling pathway
Cellular component (GO): plasma membrane; signaling receptor complex
Molecular function (GO): vascular endothelial growth factor receptor activity; ATP binding
Source: RefSeq, a predicted model, not a curated record
GGGGAGGGGGACAGCAGAGCCCGAGCCGGCCAUGCCCCGGCCCCGCCGCCCCGGGCAGGUGCCCCCGGGCAGGUAGAGCCAGCCGGGCCCCUGUCCAGCCGGGCCGUCUGUCCUUCCAUCGGCACCUGCACCUCCCUGCGGAGCCCGGCUCGCAGCAGCCUCUGCCACCUUAUUUAUCCAAGCUCCGCCGCCAGCAGCAGCGAGUGCGGGAAAAGUUUUUUGCCAAACUUUUUGUGGUGUUUUUGCUUUGCUUUUCUCACCCCUCUGCGCCAGCCGGGAGGCUCCUGAGGUUCCCCCCGGACACCGCCGGGAUUGGAGAAACGGGGGAAAAGAAGGAAUAAGGGGGUGAAGGAAAAAACCCAGAACCUCGGGAAGAAGAAGGGAAGGCGAACACAGCCCGCAGCCCCAGGAUGAAGCGGUGAAUGGCAAGAACGAUUUAACUGCGAUCAACAAGUGGGAAACCCUGCGCGCCUCGUCCUGCCCGUGCCUUCCCCGAACUCCUCGCAGCGAAGGAAGGAAAACUCCUCCAUCGGGCUCGGCUGCCUCGGGACCGGCCCCGGGAUGCUGCCCCGGGCCCUGCUGGCCGUGUGUGCCCUGCAGGGGCUGCUGCUGCUGCACGGUCUCGCUGAGGAAGAGCUUCUUCAAAAACCAAAGCUGAGCAUUUCCAAGGACCAAAUUGUCAUCUCACCAGGAGACACCCUAAAAAUAAAAUGCUGGGGAGCCCCGUCGGCGAGCUGGCAGCUGAGGGAGGACAGCCCGCGGGUGCACGUGAGCGGCUGCCGCGACGCGCCCGGCCUGGGCUGCAGCCAGCUCGUCCUCAGGAGAGCCACGGCCAACGACACCGGCUACCUCAGCUGUGCCCCCAGCAGCACCCCCGAGCACCAGGGGCUCGUGGCCAGCAUCUAUGUCUUUGUCCAAGACUACAGGAAUCCAUUUGUGGAGAUGCACCCAGAACACCCUGACAUCAUCUACAUCACGGAUGAUAAGAGAAUAGUGGUGAUCCCCUGCCGGGUCACCUCCCCAGACAUCAAACCCAAGCUCAUCCAGUACCCUUCUUCUGCAGAGAUCAACUUCAAGAAGAUGGUGUGGGACCCCAAGAGAGGCUUUGUCAUCCCCUCCCACUCCUUUGUGCCCUCUGGGAUCCUCACGUGCUCGGCCCACGUCAAUGGCAGCGUCUUCAACUCCUACUACAUGGCCCAGAGACUGGAGGGCAGAAUACAGAACCUGGCUCUGAAGGCAAGUGCCAGAAAGCUGCUGGUUGGAGAAACUCUCAAGCUGGAGUGCAAAGCAGAGACCUUCAUCAACGGGCGCAUCGAGUUCAUCUGGACGUGUCCCCGUGGCACACACCCCCACCCCAGGAGAACAAUGGACCAGAGUGAUGUGGUGUACAAAGCUGGCAGCAGCCUGGUAAUUGAAAAUGUCACCAUGGAAGAUGGGGGCCUGUACAUCUGCAGGACAUUCAAUGCCACCAGGCUGGAGGCCAAUGUCACUGUCACCGUGUAUGAAAAACCCUACAUCACGGUCUCACACAAGAAAGGGCCUUACUACGAGAUCACCUCAGGACACAAGUCCCUCAAGCUGGCUGCCAAGGUGGAUGCCUUUCCUCGGCCCACUGUCACCUGGUACAAGGAUGGCAAACUGAUCAAGGACAACCACACCUGCUAUGAGCCAGAUCCACUGAAAUACAGACUGGGAAUACGAGAUGUGAGACCAAAACAUGCUGGGAACUACACCAUGGUCCUGAGCAACCCCAAAUAUGGCCUCUACAAGAACCUCACCAUGCAGCUGGUGGUUACAGAGAGACCCAAGAUCUAUGAAAAGGAAACAGAUUUUCAUAAGGUUGUGAAGGUGGAAUUGAGAAGCAAACACAAAAUCCAGUGCACAGCAAGUGGGAAUCCUGAGCCAAGGAUUGAGUGGAAGUGGCAGCCCUGCAGCCUCACAGGCACCUUGUGCAAUCCUGAGGGGCCAAAAGUUGUGAUUUCAGAGAACACAGUCAUAGGAAACAAGAUCAGGAGCAUUGAGAACAUCCCCAUGAGGCAGGGGGAUAAACCAAAGGUUGUGAGUACCCUCAGCAUGGAGGACAGCAGUGCCUCGGGGGUCUAUUACUGCGUGGCUGCCAACAAGGUGGGCGAGGAGGAGCGGAGCAUCGCCUUCUACGUGUCAGAUGUGCCCUCUGGGUUGCAAACACCCUCCCAAGUCACAGCCAUCGUGGGCAAUGACGUCCAGCUGACCUGCCGGGCCUCCAAGUACAUCUACACCCACCUGGCCUGGUACUACCCCUCCUCAGAGGCAGCUCCCAGCCGCUCUGUGGUCAGGAAAAUGGACAAAUAUUCCAUCUCCUUGACCCUGCUGAUUCCCAAUGUCACGAGGGAGCAGAGUGGCCUCUACAAGUGCCGAGCCCAGAAUGAGCAGAACAGCACGGACACGCUGGAGCAGCACAGCCAGCUCCUGGUCAGAGCGAAGGCGGCGCCGGUCGUGAUCCAGAACCUCACGGACCUGGAGGUCAACAUCAGUGGCAAGAUCCUGCUGGAGUGCAAGGUCAGUGGGACCCCAGAGCCUCAGGUCACCUGGAGGAAGAAUGGCUACCCCAUCUCAGCAGCAUCAGGAAUUUCCAUGGAAAACAACACGCUGGUGAUUGAGAGAGUGAAGAAGGACGACGAGGGGCUCUACGAGUGCCGGGCCUCCAACGAGCUGGGCCAGGACAGCACAUCAGCCUUCAUCAAAAUCCAGGGUUCUGAGGAGAAAUCCAACAUUGAGGUGAUCAUCCUGGUGUGCACAGGGCUGGCUGCCACGCUCUUCUGGCUGCUGCUGACCCUCUUCAUCCGCAAACUGAGAAAGCCCGAUGCCACAGACAUUAAAACAGGAUACCUGUCAAUUAUCAUGGACCCCGAGGAGAUGCCCCUGGACGAGCAGUGUGAGCGCCUGCCCUACGACAGCAGCAAAUGGGAGUUCCCCAGGGACAGGCUGCGCCUGGGUAAAACUCUGGGUCAUGGUGCUUUUGGGAAGGUGGUGGAGGCGUCUGCUUUUGGCAUUGAUAAAUCUUCAACCUGCAAAACAGUUGCCGUAAAAAUGCUGAAAGCAGAAUGUGCAACUACUAAUGAAUGCAAGGCUCUAAUGUCUGAGCUGAAGAUCCUCAUCCAUAUAGGACAUCACCUGAAUGUGGUCAACCUGCUGGGAGCCUGCACCAAAGCUGGAGGUCCUUUAAUGGUCAUAGUGGAAUAUUGCAAAUAUGGAAAUCUGUCCAACUAUCUCAGAGGGAAAAGAGGGGAUUUCAUUGCAUACAAGUCCCAGGAAAACUCUGACCAAGCAGAGAAGAGUCUGGAUGAGUCCAACAGUGACUUGACUGAACUGAUCAAGAGGCGCCUCGAGAGUGUGGCCAGCACAGGCAGCUCUGCCAGCUCAGGAUUCAUCGAAGAUAAGAGUUACAGUGACUCAGAAGAUGAUGAAGAAGAUGCUGAGGAUCUGUACAAGAGGCCCUUGACUCUGGAGGAUCUGAUCUGCUACAGCUUCCAGGUGGCAAAAGGCAUGGAGUUCCUCGCCUCCCGAAAAUGCAUCCAUCGGGAUCUGGCAGCCAGGAACAUCCUCCUGUCCGAGAACAACGUGGUCAAGAUCUGCGACUUCGGCCUCGCCAGGGACAUCUACAAAGACCCCGACUACGUACGGAAGGGAGAUGCACGGCUUCCCCUCAAGUGGAUGGCUCCAGAAGCUAUUUUUGACAAAAUUUACACCACGCAGAGCGACGUGUGGUCUUUCGGAGUGCUGCUGUGGGAAAUAUUUUCUCUAGGUGCCUCUCCUUACCCUGGGGUGCAGAUAGAUGAGGAUUUCUGCCGGCGCCUCAAGGAGGGGACCCGGAUGAGAUCUCCAGAGUAUUCCACCCCUGAAGUCUACCAGACCAUGCUGGACUGCUGGCACGGGGUGCCCACCGAGAGGCCGACGUUCACCGAGCUGGUGGAGCGCCUGGGGGAUCUCCUGCAGGCCAACGUGCAGCAGGAUGGCAAAGACUACAUUCCACUGAACAUCACCCUGUGUCCUGAUGGAGAAUCCAACUCCAAAACCUGCCCUGUGGAAGAAAACCUGAACAAUGGAGUGAAUCGCUGGAGUGCAGUAGAAACUGGAAACAACAGCAAGAAGAGACCCCUGAGCGUGAAGACAUUUGAUGAGGUGCCAGUGGAAAAGGAGAAAGUGAUGCAUGAGGAGUCUGACAGUGGCAUGGUGCUGACCUCAGAGGAGAUAAAAAGCCCCAAGAGGUUGGAGAUCCGUUCCUGGCCCUACGGGAUCAUGGCUCUGGCGAGGAGAGCUGUGAGCAGGAGCAAGGAAUCCAUCCUGGCUGACCACGACACUGUCAAGUACCAGCCAGCAGUGCAGGUGGAAGAGGACACCAUGGAGUUCCCCCUGGAGGACUCUGUCCUGCUCCCCAUGGACCCCAGCCUGGAGUGCCACAGCCCUCCCCCAGACUACAACUCUGUCAUGCACUACUCAGCCCCCCCAGUGUAGGCAGGGCCCCAGGGGCUGAGCUCAGCCCUGCCAGGCUCUGCUGUGCCCCAGGGAGCCUGGGUGGCACAGGAGGGAGCUCUGCUGGGGUAAUGCUUCACAUGUUUCUGCUGGCACAUCUCAGAUGGGAUUAGAAACAAUUUCAGAGCAUCUUCUCUCCUCUUUAAAGGCCUAUUGCAAGAUCUGCAGUGAAUUAAUGACAUUGACUGUCAGGGUCAUGAUGGGAGCUGUAACCCUGAACUGCUGCCACUCCUCCCCCUGGCUGGGGCUGUUCCUUGGCACUGCCACACCCACAGGUUCCUGCAUCCCCACUUCACCCCAUGAGGGUCAUGCCAAGCUGGUUGGGAACACAGGAUUCAAGCUGCUGGCCCUGACACAUCCCACAGGGAUUGGUUAGGCCAGUGCUGGAAGGCAUCUGUUGAAAACAGCAGCAGCCACAUUAAAGGUUUGGGCUUGGAGAAAACUGAAACACCCUUCCUAAUUUGGGAUUUCACCUCCUGUAAAUAUUUCUGAAAUAUUCUGCAAUCCAAGCUAUUCUGGUUGAAAUUUGGAUUUAGUCAUUUCCACUGCCC